Messenger RNA from Colletotrichum karsti, 1062 nucleotides. RefSeq names its product deuterolysin metalloprotease. Gene Ontology annotation, molecular function: metalloendopeptidase activity. Lineage: Eukaryota; Fungi; Ascomycota; Sordariomycetes; Glomerellales; Glomerellaceae. The coding region runs from base 1 to 1062 and encodes 353 amino acids. The record is from RefSeq and is a predicted model, not a curated record. Gene Ontology annotation, biological process: proteolysis. The transcript has 7 exons.
AUGAAGUUCUCCAUCGGAGUUUCUCUUCUGGCCACGCUCGCCAGCGCCGUGUCUGUUGACAUGGCCAAGCGCGACACCUCCCCACUUGACGUCAAGCUCGAGACCGUUGGCAACUCCGGUGUCAAGGCCGUCCUCACCAACACCGGUGACUCCGCCCUCAAGCUCUUCAAGACCGGUACCAUUCUCGACACUGCUCCGGUCGAGAAGGUCGAGGUUUUCGCCUCUGGCAACAAGAUUGACUUCGACGGUGUCCGUCUGCUGAUGGCCACUUCCGGUCUGACCGAGGAGGCUUUCCAGAUCAUCGGUGCCGGCGAGUCCGUCGAGGUUGAGUUCGACGCUGCCGAGCUCCAUGACCUGUCCAGCGCCGGCGAGAUCGACAUCGUCACCCAGGGUGCUUUCUCCUACGCCGAUGCCGACUCUACCGAGCUGGCUGGUACUAUUCCCUUCUCCAGCAACAGCGUCCACACCGCCGUCAACGGCGAGGAGGCUGCCGCCGUCCGUGCCCGCUUUUUGGCCAAGCGCACGGUCGUCCAGGCCGACUGCACCGGCACCCGCCGCACCGCUACUGUCAACGCCAUUAGCCGUUGCCGCUCUCUCGCUGUCGCGGCCUCUUCCGCUGCCGCCUCCGGCCCUGCUGCUCGCAUGACCGAGUACUUCAAGUCUUCCACGACCGCCACCCGCAACACCGUUGCCACCGUCUUCUCCAGAAUCGCCAGCGAGUGCGGCAGCACCACCUCUGGUGUUUCCCGCCAGUACUGCACUGAUGUCUACCCUGCUUGCAGCUCGGGCGUCAUCGCCUACACUCUCCCUUCUCAGAGCUACAUGGUCAACUGCCCUCUCUUCUUCACGAUGACUGCGGCUUCUGGCACUUGCCAUGCUCAGGACCAACAGACUACCCUCCACGAGAUGACCCACCUGACCCAAAUCAGGGGCACUUCUGACUACGGUGGUUACGGAUACAACUUCGUUCGCUCCCUCACCGCCGCACAGAACUUGAACCAUGCAGACACCUACACUCUGUUCGCUCAAUGUAAGCUUCUUUCCUUGAUUCACGCGGUGUAG